AUGGGGUGGGGUAGGGGUAGGUAUUGGGUAGGGGUGAGGGUAUGGGUAUGGGUAGGUGUAGGGUUUAAGGGUUGGGGUAGGGGUCGGAGUUGGGAUAGAGUAUCGUAUUGGGUAAGGGUAGGGAGUAGAGGUAGGGGUAGGGGUCAAGCUAGAGGUAGAGGUAAGGGUAGGUAUGAGAGAGUGGGGGUGAAGGUAGUGGUAGGGGUUAGGGUUAGGGUUGGUGUAGGGGUAGGGGUGAAGGAGUGGGGGUGGGAUAGGGGUAGGGGUAAGGGUGGGGUAUGGGUAGUGGUAGAGGUGGGAUUUAGUGUAGGGGUUAGGGUGAGGGUAAUGGUUGGGGUAGGUGUUGAUAGAGGUGGGGGUAAAGGUAAGGGUAGGGGUAGGGGUAAGGUUGGGGGUAGGGCUACGGGUGAGGGCAGGGUGAAGGGCAAGUUUAAGUGUAGGGGUAGAGGUCUAAGUAGGGAUGAGGUAUGGAGUAAGGGUAGGGGUCAAGGUAGGUAUGGGGUAAGGUUAGGGGUUGAGGUAGGGGUUGAGGUAAUGGUAGUUGUGGUGUCAAAGUGGGGGUAG
Durio zibethinus is the source of this 564-nucleotide messenger RNA. NCBI's taxonomy places the organism in Eukaryota, Viridiplantae, Streptophyta, Magnoliopsida, Malvales, Malvaceae. The record is from RefSeq and is a predicted model, not a curated record.